Molecule: messenger RNA, 533 nt
Organism: Oryzias latipes (Japanese medaka)
Lineage: Eukaryota; Metazoa; Chordata; Actinopteri; Beloniformes; Adrianichthyidae
Source: RefSeq, a predicted model, not a curated record
GACACAUUACAGUUCCCAACUGACAAAGACAAGAUGACCAGUCUCUCUGCUAAAGACAAGGAUGUCGUCAAGGCAUUCUGGGCCAAGAUCUCUUCCAAGGCAACAGAUAUUGGAGCAGAUGCUCUUGGCAGGAUGCUGGUGGUCUACCCUCAGACCAAGACCUACUUCGCCCACUGGAAGGACCUGAGCCCCGGCUCUGCCCCGGUGAAGAAGCACGGACAGACUGUGAUGGGAGGAGUUGCUGAAGCUGUGGGCAAAAUCGACAAUCUGACUGCUGGUCUCCUGAACCUCAGUGAGCUGCAUGCUUUCACUCUGAGAGUGGAUCCUGCCAACUUCAAGAUUCUCUCCCACAACAUCCUGGUAGUGCUGGCCAUCAUGUUCCCCAAUGACUUCACCCCUGAGGUGCAUGUGGCUAUGGACAAGUUCCUGGCUGCUUUGGCUCUGGCUCUGGCUGAGAAGUACAGAUAAACGUCAAGAGAAGGAAGCAUCCGCAUCAUUACCUUAAUGCAAAUAAAGUACUUCAAUUUCAACAA